Molecule: messenger RNA, 9853 nt
Organism: Alligator mississippiensis (American alligator)
Lineage: Eukaryota; Metazoa; Chordata; Crocodylia; Alligatoridae
Gene: CADM2
Product: cell adhesion molecule 2
Exons: 9
Coding region: 969-1952 (327 amino acids)
Source: RefSeq, a predicted model, not a curated record
UGCCACAGCUGCCUGUUUGAGGGACAAGACAAUAUGGAUCAUCAGCACCAACACAAUUUGAACAGGGGGAGAUGUUUCUUCUGAAGUCAGGGUAGGGGUGAAACACAGACACAAACAGAAUCAGAGAUACAUAAGCUUUCCUUGGUCACAACUCACUUCAUCAGAAGCCAGCUUAGCUGACACAUCCACAAGGUAGCAAUUGCCAGUGACACCCCAGAAGCUCCAGGGGACCUAAAGGGGAUAAAGAAGCCGAAAGAAGCCAGACAGUGGGCAAGGCAGCUUGAACAAGCAGCGUGCCUGAUUGAAGGGAGGAAGAAGAGAGACUAGCUGAGCAGCUUUGGGGCUUGUGGUUGGGCAAGCUGGUGAAUUACUGAGUCACCUUAGGGGUUGCUCAGGGCUGUGCACAAUGAACUGGGGACAGAGGGACUGCUUAACCCUUUAGAAGAGUUUCAAAAGCUCUGGCUGUGUGGUCUUUGCCCUGAUAAAUGCCUUAAUUGAUGAGGAUCUGCCUACUAUGCGGAUUGAAAUGUUGGAGUAUGUUUCUUCCUAUCAAGAGGUAAAAAUCCCUCUCUCAAGAGCUGAACUGGAAGCUAGCUCCCUGAAGCAGAGCAACAGAAAACCAGGGAGGGUCGGGGAUUGAAAAAUCAAGGUCUCAGUUGAAGGAUCCAGGGCUCUCCUGCUGGUUUCAGGAGGUAUUCAGAAGGCCUGGACAAGGCUAGAGAGGUCCUGAGUAAGUACUUUCCUCAGAGGAUUCAUGACAGGACCUCCUUGCUAUUCUUGGUCCAUGCUGAGUGGUGUGGAUUUCAUUCAAGAAGCAGUUAAUGUUCAGUGAUCGCUGAAAUCUCCCCCAAACAGCCCUGAGGGACAACAGAAUUGAGCUGGUUAGAGCUUCAUGGCAUGAACUGAGCAUCAGCGUCAGUGAUGUGUCUCUGUCGGAUGAAGGGCAGUACACCUGUUCUUUAUUUACAAUGCCUGUCAAAACUUCCAAGGCUUUUCUUACUGUUUUGGGUGUUCCUGAGAAGCCACAAAUUACUGGAUUUGCUUCACCAGUUAUGGAAGGAGAGAGGAUGCAGUUAACCUGCAAGACAUCUGGCAGUAAACCAGCAGCUGAUAUUAGAUGGUUUAAGAAUGAUAAAGAAGUUAAAGAUGCAAAAUAUUUAAAAGAAGAGGAUGCUAAUCGUAAGACAUUCACUGUUAGCAGCACACUGGAUUUCCGAGUAGAUCGCAAUGAUGAUGGUGCAGUUGUAAGUUGCAGAGUAGACCAUGAGUCCCUGAACUCUACACCUCAGAUAGCAAUGCAGGUUCUAGAAAUACAUUAUACACCUUCUGUUAAAAUCAUAUCUUCCAAUUCAUGGCCUGAAGAAGGACAAACUAUAAUUUUGACUUGUGAAUCCAAAGGAAAACCAGUGCCAGAACCAGUAUUAUGGACAAAGGAUGGAGGAGAACUACCAGAUCCAGAACGAAUGGUUGUCAAUGGUAGGGAUCUAAGCAUUAGUUUCCUAAACAAAACGGACAAUGGUACAUAUCGAUGUGAAGCAACAAACCCUAUUGGCCAAAACAGCACAGAGUAUGUCCUGAUUGUACAUGAUGUUUCCAACACUUUGCUUCCCAUCACUGUCAUCCCCUCCCUUACCACUGCAACAGUCACAACCACUGUAGCCUUAACAACCAGCACAGCCCCAUCGGCAACAGCCAUCAGCACCAGAGAUCCUAAUGCUUUGACUGGACAGCCUGUACCUGAUCACGCUCUUAUAGGAGGAAUAGUUGCUGUAGUUGUCUUUGUAACGCUAUGUUCUAUAAUUCUACUUGGUCGAUAUCUGGCAAGACAUAAAGGAACAUAUUUAACAAAUGAAGCUAAAGGAGCUGAAGAUGCACCUGAUGCCGACACAGCCAUUAUCAAUGCAGAAGGCAGCCAAGUCAAUGCAGAGGAGAAAAAGGAGUAUUUCAUUUAGAUGAAGUCCUAGAAUCUCUGAGUUUUACUUAUCAGGCUGACUGCUGGAGAAAACUGGCUAUCAUCUUUCAGAAUUCAUUUCUACCAUCUUCUGCUACCUUUAUUAACUUCCAUUCUGCUAUAAGUAGCCAGUUUAUGCCAACAAUCGGCUCUUGACAACAUCAUUUUUUAAUUACAGUUCCAUCCAUAAAGCAGGACAUUUCUUAUUGCCUAAAAUUCAUAGCCAUUGCUCUCUUAACAUACAGUGCUUGAAUAUACAGCCUUAACAAUGUUAAUCAUGAUCUUAAACCAUGUUAAGUUUUUUUACAUUUUUAAAUGUUACACGGUUUUCUUCUUUCUUCCAGUUUUCUUUUGUCAUGGUCCCUAUCAGUAUGUCAUUGAACAAUUUUAAUAACAAAUACUAUUAGGUAAGGACCUAAUAUACUUACAUAAAAUAUGAAAUCUAAGAUUAGAGGUUUACAAAGAAUAUUUUAUACAUGUCUAUAAAUCAAAAGCAACCUGUUUUUGAAACAUACGCCCUAGGAAAUGCAAACAGAAAACUUUAUAGUCUAGUUUGUCAUAUGCUUGAAUUUGGUGGAAAAUAAGUAUCAGAACACUUUUUUUUUAAUGGUAUUAUAAAAAUAGUGCCAUGUUUCAGUGGUAAUUACAUCAUACUGAAUAUACAUAUAGAUUCUGCAGAGUUAGAUUAUAAUAGUUUCUUUUGAAAUUAAUUUGCCCUGCCCUUUUACUGCUUUUUGAGAUCACAUGGAUUAGGUAUUUCUUCCAGUAAUUUCUGCUUUUAUAAUUUAUUUGCUUCAUAUGGACUCACCUGCCUAGUCAAAUUUGAAGUGUUCCUGGGGCACAAUUGCAAGGCAUUUUAGUAUCUGUAUAUAGUGCAUAUAAUAAAUCCAAUUAAACAUUAUUUGAUACAUAUUUAACUUUUUUGGCUGUAGCUAAGUCAGUCACAAGUAAGCAUUUUCUAAUGUCCAUUAUAUCCCUUUAGAUAUGACUUAAAUCAGUAUUCUGAGUGGAUAACAUGUAUCAGUAUUUUUGUCUGUAUGUCCUAGCACUGUUCAGCAGCAAACUUUUCUAGUUCUUGUUUUUUCUUUGUUAAACAAUGGAAGCACAAUGUUAUAUGGAACGGUAGUUUUAAGCUAACAACCAGUGCACAGCCUCAGGUUUUAAAUUACAACCACAUUUGAUUAAUAUCCUUAAAAAAUACUGUUAUGUUGCUAAAAUUCUCAAUUUUUAAUUUGGCAGUUCUGGAGCUGCUUCUCUAUGUUGGUUUGCCAAAAAAAGUGUUAAAACAAAAAUAUAUGUUUUGUGUAUACAGUAAAUGGACUAAUUCUUUAUAUUAAAUUCCUGUCUAUGCAUUUUGUGAGGUACAAACUUAUGUCACCGUGAAUGAUAGAGAAUACCUGCCAUGCUUUUAGCUCCACAGUGAAAGUUGCUGUUCAGAUUAUUUCUGAGUUUUUUGUGUAAUUGACUGCUGAAAAAUCUCAUGCUCUUAAAUAUGACAACAAAACACUCUAAGCCCAAUGGCUUAUUUCUUCUUCCAGUGAAAUAAAACUGUUGCCAUAUCAACUCUUGAUAGUGAUUCCGUGAUGGAGAAUGAAAAUCCGCGUUGAUUGGAAUUCAUCUCCUUCUUCAAAAUGUUGCACCUUUGAAAAAUAAUAUUUGUCUAUGGUUGCUAUACUUGUGAAGUCUAAAAGCAUGAUGGCCUGUUGUAAAGGGUUAUCUCCUUGGAUUUAUUUUUUUGUGUGGGGGAGGGACAGUUUGAAUAUGACAUCAUGUACUAAGGUAAAAUCGAAGACAAGGUGCUGUGUCAGAUUAUUUAUCAGAAGAGUAUAAAACUUUUAAGGACAAUAUUAGAGUAUUUUAAUUGCUUUUGUUUGAACGUUUAUCUUGUUAAUUUCUAAGAAAAAAGGGUGACGUCAAUCAAGCAGCACUUUUUUCAAACUAUACAGAUCAUAAAUAAUAUGAUGUGGUUGAGUGUUAACAUAAUAAAUCAUAUACAGUAUGACAUUUUAAAGAAAUAAGUCUGCAUUGAUGUGAUUGCAUGCUUGUUUUUACAGUUCACUCCAUACCCAUAUGUGGAAAAAUGCAAUAAUAUGUUAAUAUAGUACGGUAGUUUGAGAGAACCAGGUAGGUGCUACUAGACACAUUGAAAACUAGUAUAGGUUUACAAGAUAUUCAUUUCUUUCAAAGCAUACACUUUUAAAAGGCUGGCAAUGGAAAUCAUUCCAUUUCGUACCAGAAAAAUAGGUUUUUGUCACAACAGUAAGUUGCAUUAACUGUGUUACAAUACUGUAUACUUCAGUUUGAUUUCAGGACUUGAAGCCCAGUCCAAGAAAGACUCCAAGUACAUUCUUAACUUUAAUUAUGUGCACAGCUCUUUGGAUUCAAUGGAGCUAUUCAUCUGCUUACAAAUUAGGUGCUUUUCUGGAUCAGGGCCUUAUUUUCUGAAGUUGAACUCUUUAUUAAUGCUGCUUUUACAUCAUUAGAAAUUCUUUUUUUUUUUUACUCCAUGUUGCUUGAACUAUAAAAUUGUUGCUUAAAUCAUUACUUACCACCAUGUCAAGUGAGUACGUGAAAAGUCGGAGCAUCUUCAGAUGUGAUUGUUGAAAGCUGUCUUCUCAGCACUGAAACUUUGCAAAUUGGACUGUUAAACUACACUGUUUGGUUGAUUUUUAGUUAAGAUUGUUCCUGUGUGCUCAUUUUCAAUAGAUCUGAUUCUCAAUAGCCUUGCACCCUGUGAUGUCAUUUACAUCUCUGGCAAGUGGGUGCAAAAACACCACGACCUACAUAUGUGAAUGGAAAAUUCAGCGGGGUAGUAUUUUAUAGACUUAUCUCUAUUUACAUGUGUAAAUGACUACCCUUGGUGUAAGGUAGUAUUAGGCCCCUUGUGGGUAAAACCAUGGUUCAGAGAUAAAUAUAGUUAACAAACUAAAAUAAAUAAAUAAAUAAAUAAAUAAAGUCUGUUUCUAUUAUGGCAAGAUCCAGUUAUGAAAUACUGAGUCCAUUACAGUUGGACCCUAAACUAAGUAUAUGUGUAAAAUGAAUGAUCCGAAUGGGAACCAUGUUAGUGACACCCACACCCACCAACACACACAGAGUAAUUUACUAAAGACAAGGUAGCUAAAUUCUGUCAAUGUACUAUUUACAGUGUCCAUUGAUUUUUAGCUUUUAAAUGUAUAACUUUUUUUUAUGCUUUGAAAACAUAAUUGUUUAAAUAAGAAAGUGGCAUCGCAAGACAAUGGGUGCAUCUUUCCACUCUGUUUAGUGUCAUCAGAGAAACUAAGAAGCAGUUUAAGGAACCUGAUAUUUAACUUGAGGCUCAGCAUUAAGCUAGGACAUAAAAAAAUCUUCUCACAUUUCUUAAAGGUGAUUCAUCUUGUACUGAGACUCCUCUAAAGAAUAUAUGAAGAAAACCAACUUUUCUAAACAAGACAUGGAAGUUAACAUCUUGUGUAUUUUCAUUAUAGUAUAAUAUAUAUAACGAUUUCAAUGAAAAGAAAGGACAGGAUCAUCUGUAAUUAUGUAAUUCAUGAUUGUAACAGCACUGAAGUUACCAUGUACACACAUGUACAGUAGCUAUUUCAACAGUUACAGUGUAGUUACAUGUACUUCCAUGUAACAUAGCAGUUAUAGUGUAAUUUAGUGCCACUUAUUGUAAAGUGUUACCAAAAGGAAAAUGGAAUUCUUACCUUUACUAAUCCAUUCAAACUAAAGGUAAGUUUAUUAAAUUAACAUCACAAAUCUGAUAUUCCAUUUCUUUAUUAAGGUGACGUAAAUCUUCAUGUUCACACUGCAGCUUUCCCCAACACCUACCUAGAUUCUUCCAGCUGUCCAAUCUCCUCAUUCCUAGGAAAUGGUAAUCUAUGAUGAACAUACCAAAAAUUCAGCUGCUUCAACUUCAAUUGAAUAAGCUGUCUAAUACAAAAAAAAUGAGUAAUGCUUUUUAUUAAGUGGCACAAAGUACACACUAAAAACUAUGCAAAAAUAUAGGUAAAUACAGUGUACUUACAUGUAAGUAUCUUGUACUUGCUGUGUAUGGAUAUUGGAAACCCAUGUAAUUAUAAUAUGCAUUUUGAUUAUUUCAAAAAGCCAGAGUGCCCCUAGCAGUUACAUGAAUUAACAGUACACUUACAUGCAGUAAUUACCCUAGUGCAAUAUGUAUAAUUCCUUGCCUUGUACUUAUAUUUAAUUCAUAAUAAUGCAUAUUUUUCUCCUCAUCCUCACUAGUUUUGCCUUCUUUUCUCUUUGGGUCCCAUAAGACUCCACUAAAACACCUUUAGGGCAAAAUAAGACUUCAACUUUGCUAAUGGCUUCACUGUUAGCAUGCUAUAAGUCUGGCAACCUUGUUCAGAAAUCUAUUUCUGGCUCAGCAGCACAAGCUUGCUUCUUUGUCCUGUCCUUGAGGGAACCUAACAUGCGAAGAUGCUGAAAUGUAUUGCCAUAUGCCCUGGUAUUUUUAGCAUGAACAACAGAGAAACAGACAGAGGUGUGUUCUUCUGACCCCUAUUUUGUUGACCCUUUUCACUGGGAAUUUCUACUAUUUCUUUCACAAUAAUGUCAGGUAAUCUUAAAUUGCGACCAUGAAAUGCUUCCAUUGAGGUAGAGAGGCUGCCUUUAAUGAUAAAGUUGACUCUUUCUAAACAUAAAAUGUUAUGCUGCUGAUCUUUUUCUUCUUGUCAUUUUUUUUAUUGUGCCCUUCCAAAUUUAAUGAAAGUGAGAUCACACAAAACUGCAAAAGAAGAAAAUGAAUAUUGCUAGAUGGAAGAGUGUAAAACUUGAGUGAGUGUUAUUUAUUAUAUCCCUCUCAUGCUUGCACACUAUUGUGAUUAAUAUACAUGUUUAACAACUGCUGUUGGCUUAAUGACAUAUUAUACAAUUCCUGAAAUGUUUCAUAUACCACUUUCUUGAAAUACUGGCUAUGAAAUGUCUCUAGACACAUUAUAACAACAUCUCUGCCCCUAAAUGGAAUAAUUAUAAAAGUGUAUUUUUAAAUCAGAAAAACACCUUCCCUGUGUUCAUGGAUCUUUCCUCUGAUUUUUACUGUCUCCUGAUAUAGGUUAUUCUGCAAACUAAUAUUAUAAUAGAGAACUAUACCCUCAGCUAGUGUAAAUCAAUUUAGUUCUAUUGCCAUCAGUUCAGACCAGCUUGACUAGUGUGGGAUCCAUCCAUACAGUUUAAAAGCACAAAGUUAGUAUCAGUUCAACACCAAGAAUCAUCCUAUAAAAGUCAACUGGAAUAUGACUGUUUUCAUUAAAAAGGAUGCACGUUUGUAAUGUCAGAUUUAAAAUCAUAAGCAAGAUUUUAAAUAUGUAAUAGAAAUGCAAUCAAAAUAUUCUAACCUGUGAUUUUAUACACACACACACACACACACACACACACACACACUUCCAUGUAAAUGAAAACGUACAUGGAAAGUUUCAGUUCAAACUUUAAAGAAAUAAACAAGUAAUGCUGCAACUUUUCAUGUCAAUGCAUCAAAGAUUGUGUCUGAAACUACUUUUACCACCAAGUUUUCCUACAUGACUGUUCAGGGAAAUCCUGAUCUAACUACCAUUGAAGUCAGAUGGAGUCAUCUGAAUGACCUAAAUGGAAAUUAGAACAAAACCAUGCUGCUGUUUAAAUACCUCACCAUAUAUCCUGAGGUUGCUGCAACUCACACGGAGUCAGGAGUACAAAUAAGGUUCCCGCUCCAAUCUAGCAUUGCUGUAAUAAAUAGGAGCUGCCAGUGGCUCUCCAAGUUGGGGUUGGUUAAACCAUUAGGAAUCACCAUGUUACCCAGUUAUGCCCAUUUUUCCCUGAAAUGCCUACUGCAUUGCAGACAGACAGUGAUGAGUACUAAAGAUAAUAUGAUAAUUUAUAGCACAUGGGGAUUCCCCAGGUGCAGUGGGGAUUUCCCUGUAACAGGUUAAAGCAGCUGCAUAGCUUCUGUGUACAGCCACAGAUCUAGCCUAUGUAGUCUCUGUAUAACAUACUUUUUGCUUUGUUAAAAAGUAUAGCCCAACUAGAAAGAAGGUUGAAAAAAAAAUCCUUCCCAAUGAACCUUCUGUGUUAGGAAAGAAAAGUUAAAGGAUUAAAAAAAAAAAUAUUCUGGUAUGAAAUCUAAACCUGCCAGGGGUCAGCCCUUAAGCCAGUGAUUCUCAACCAGGAUGCUGCAGCACCCUGGGGUGCCUUGAACUCCUUUGGUACCAUGGUAUGCCAUAUAACAUUAGCACUGUUAGGUGCAAACAUGAUUCAUAAGACAAACCUCAAGAUUUCAAAUAAGAAUCCACAAGGUAAAAAACAUGAUGACCUGUUGUUUCCUUUCUGAGUUCUUUGCAACAGCAAAAUUGGUCUAUUAUUUUUCUGUAGUCAAAAAAAGGUAAAAACUAAGAGCUGGCAUUUUCCCAGGAGUGCCUCAAGUCUCACUGGGGUGUCUUGAUUAUAUAAAAGCUGAGAACCACAGCUUUAAGUACUUUCCCUGUAUGUGGGGUCAUGCCAGCAGUGAUUUCUGAGACCUCUAAUCUUGUAUAUCACUGGAUACAUCUAAAUGUUCCUCUAUGGCGCUAUUGUUACUGCGCUGUCAUUUAGCGCUUCCUUUUGGAAAUACUAAAUGAUGGCGCAGUAACAACCCAUACAGCACCAUGCAUGCCACGCAUGGUUGUUUUUAGGCGCUAUGUCGCUAUAGCAAUGUGCUAUAACCAAGCAUGUAGCUAUGAUGACGUAGUUGCGGCGUCCUGGUUUUUGCCUACAGACACUACAUUGCCAUAGCACAUUGCUACAGCAAUGUAGCUUCAUGUGUAGAUGUGCCCAAUGCAAACUACACUUAGCCUUACCCUGCCUUUGCACACAGUGCUGAUUUUAUUUUUUUCUAAACGAUUAAAGGUUUCUAUUUUUCAUUUGGCUUUACAAGAAAGGAGAGAAUAUUUGUAUUAAAUUAAAAAAAGUUUCCAAAGAAUAUUUUGUUUGGUUAAAAAUAAAUGAUGCCCACAAACUAUUUUUUUUAAGCUCCAAAGGAACCAGCCAAAGGAGAUAUUUUAUGUUUGGACUGGAUUACUGUUCCAUUCCUCCUGCUCCUUCCUCCUUUCUAUUUAUAUUGAAUCAUGAUAGUAAAUAUGUGUGUACACGUUUAAGUCCUUAUUAAAUGUAAAUAGAUUUUCACAUGUCACUGUGUAGUUUCUAUAGAAAUAUGCAAAUAUACUAUAAAAUAUUCUACUUUUAUCUACUGAAUGUAGCUUAGCAGAGUUUGAGAGUUGAACUUGUAGGCUCUUUAAUUCAUAGAUGUCCUUCUUUGACAAAUACAACAUUCCUAUUGGUUUAAGUGGAGCUAAAAUCAGGUCCUUAAUGCAAAUGUUUACACCGUAUAAUUUAUUCUUUGUGCAUCCUUUACUUUCAGUCUAGAUAUUUCAUAACAACAAAACACCUUCAGUACUACAGGAAGUUUCUAAAAUAAAUAACGCAGAAUUUGUGAAAAGAUUAUAUCAACAACCUCUGGCACACUGUAUAAAUGUAACCUUAUAGGAACUCCUCUGUGCUCUGGUCUUAGACUUUUAAUUCAUGGCAUUUGGAAGUGUUCGUCUCUGCUUGGAAAAAAAAUAAAAAUAAAACUGCUGUAAGUAAAAUCAACUGGAAUUAAGCAUAUUGCACUGAUGAUUGAACCAUGUUUAUUUAAUUUAAUUUUCUUAUGAAUAAGCAAACAAAAUGCAUAUUGUAAUAUUAGGUACAUGACACUUGCAUGUUGCUAUGCCUAUAUACUUACAAAGUAUUCAAUGUGUACUUAGUGGCGCUUAAGAAAUGUCAUGUACAAUUCUUAUAAACAUUCUUACAGGGUUCCCAUUUGCACUUCAUCUUUCAGAAAAGUCUUGUCAGAAACAUGUCUGAUGAAUAUUAUUGAAAGAAAUAAAAUUUCAAUUUUAGUUAUCUGGUGGA